Molecule: messenger RNA, 390 nt
Organism: Ambispora gerdemannii
Lineage: Eukaryota; Fungi; Glomeromycota; Glomeromycetes; Archaeosporales; Ambisporaceae
Source: the annotation of a GenBank genome assembly
AUGCCGAUGAAACAAACUCUCGUGAAACCAAGAUCAACACUGAACAAAUCCGAAAUAAAUUCCCGUGAUGCUAACUAUGCAAUGGAGACACAGAAUAUCAUUAACGUGAUAACUGGGAAUAUAACGAAAUCGAACAAGUCCUUCAAAUCUACCAUAAUAAUUUUGGCACUAAGUGUCAUUUCUCCCGAAAUAAUUGAGUCUACCGAGGAAGCAGAACAAUCCGAUUCGAGCCAACGAUCAUUUUCAGCCGUUGGUAUUCUUAAUCUUGGGGCGGGAAAACGUAGUAAAGAUAUAAUCAAAAAUUAUUAUCGUAGAAUUAAUGAUUUAAAAGGCAGUAAAUUAGAUCAAAUAAGUGCUUGGAUUGAUAGCAAACCAGUUAAUAGUGAGUAG